Messenger RNA from Colias croceus (clouded yellow), 574 nucleotides. It is a transcript of the gene CPH17, whose product is annotated as larval/pupal cuticle protein H1C-like. The transcript has 3 exons. NCBI's taxonomy places the organism in Eukaryota, Metazoa, Arthropoda, Insecta, Lepidoptera, Pieridae. The record is from RefSeq and is a predicted model, not a curated record. Bases 113 to 382 code for a protein of 89 amino acids.
UUUGGCCGAACCACGAGACUUAGAACUAUAAAAGCCCUCUAUUUACAGUUCUAAGGCACAUUCGAUCUAAUAUCUCACUAAUACGCUUCACAAGCCAUCCCAACCAACCAAAAUGUACAAGCUGGUCGUCCUCACCGCCCUUCUGGCCGUCGCUACCGCCGCGCCCGGUCUCAUCGGCGCCCCCGCCCUCGCGCCCUGGGGACAUGGUUACGGUGUCGCCCCUGCGUAUGUCAGCGCCCCUAUCGUCAAGGCUGCCGUCCCCGUCGCUACUUCAUACGCUAACACCGUCAGGAUCGCUACACCAGCUGUUGUUGCCGCGCAUGCCCCCAUAGCUGUGGCUCACGCGCCAGUUCUUGCCGCACCCUUGGCCCACGGAUGGUAAUCAACCACACACACCGGGCUACCAGGCUACCACCAACAUAGCCUACCUGGAACCAUACCACCCGGUCUUAGUCCAGAAGCGCAACAGUCAAACCUCUACCUAAAUAGUAUUUCAACUUGUAUAGUCUAAAAACAUCGAAUGUAAAGUGCCAACAUCUAUCACUUUGUUUAAAUUAUAUUUAUAGCAGUGAAA